This is a messenger RNA of Didymodactylos carnosus, 2637 nucleotides long. The record is from the annotation of a GenBank genome assembly. Lineage: Eukaryota; Metazoa; Rotifera; Eurotatoria; Philodinida; Philodinidae.
AUGAUAACAAAAACAACAAUGGCAUCGUCGAAUAAAUCAACACAGUUUCGGUUUAAAAGUUACAGCAAUUGGCCAUCACAACAAUUUGAAUCAUUUGAUAAAAAUUUAAAUAAUGAUUUGAUAUUACCAGUAAAACAUUUAUCAUCUUCACAGCAACCAUCAGGGUCAUUUGAAAUAGAUUUAGAUCAAGAGUCUAUUUCAUUUUCUAAAAAGACUUUUGCUUCUAAACGCAGUGUUUUCUCAACUCCAGUAUCUGUCUCAUUCAUUAAAAAUAGUUCGAUGAUACCAGCACAGGAAAACAUACCUGUUGGUGGUCUGGAAAAAUUAUAUGAAACAAAUGAUAUGAUAACUGAGCGAAAAUCUGUUGUAACUGAAACUAAUCGACAAAUAAAACCAAGACGUCGUUCACCUCCUCCUCCUCCUCCACCAUCACCAAAAAUUAGCUCAACUAAAAUUUCAAUCGGUCGCACAAACAAACCAUCAGUAUCCACGACUGUUACCAAUGUUACAAUAAAUACACAUAAACAAGAUACAUCAUUCAAGACCAUAACAACUGAGUCAACAACGGUCACGAAAACUACCAAGUAUUCAUCGAGAACAGACACAAAAAAGUCAGAUGUUUCAGUAAAAUCGAGUAAUCAACAAAUAUUAUCGAAUGUGGAACGGAAAGAUGAGAAAAAUGAUACCUGUGCACCUAAAAAAUCAUUAUUAUCGACUUAUUCUAAAAAAAUAUCGUUGGAUAAUGGAACUGAAAAACAAUUAUCGAAGAAUAAUAGCAACAAAGAACAAACGAUUCAACCAGUGUUAACAGCGCAUUCUUCAAUUGCAGAUAUAGAUAGUAAAGAAGUAGCAAGGUCGUUCUCAAAGGCACUUGACUUUUUUCAGAAACAAGAGGAACAACAGCAACUAGCAGAUCGUUUGUCAUCUUUCAAACAAAUCGAACGCAAUUCGUACGAACGUUCUUCCUCAUCAUCUCCAUAUUCAUCUAAACCAAAAAUUAGUUCAUUGGCAGACAUCUCAUUAAAAAAUAAUCAUGAGAACAAUAAUAAUAAUUAUACUACCGUUGAUAAUACAUCUUUAAAGUGCUCAAAAUAUAAUCGAAAUUUAUCAGAUUCAUCAUUCUCGGAUGAAGAAGAAGAUUCUGAACAGAAAUGCAUUGACUCGUCUGCAACAUCUUCCAGUGAAAUGACGGAUAAACUGUACAAAUGUAUUGAAGAAUUAUGGAAAACAGAAAAAACCUAUGUUCAUAUUUUAAACGUUUUAUCAUCUGAACUACCAUUUGAAGUGAAUAAAUUGUGCGGUACCGAUGAUGCGAUAGUCAACCAGUUCAAUUCGACAUAUAAACCCUUACUGGGAGCGUUACAAGCUAUUUAUAAACUUCAUUGUGAUACUUUAUUACCAAAACUAACACCGUACGUUCAUAAUUGGGAAACAUUACGGGGAAAUACGAGCCGUAAUGUAUGGUCUAUCUUUCAUGAUAAUUCUCAGUUUAUCUCGGUAUUGUACAAAGAUUAUUAUGUACGUAUUAGUGAAUCACAAACGAAACUAGAUGAUUUAUGUAAAUUACAUUCAUGUUUGAACGAUGCCAUGUUAAAAGUACAAACAUUUAUGGGAAAUUUAUAUCCGAUGAGUCAACUGAAUUGUCCGAAUCAACGAUUAUUACGAUAUAUAUUAUGCAUGAAAACAUAUAUGAAAUAUUUGGAUAAACAAUCAAAAGAAUAUCAAUUAACAAAAUCGAUCCAUGAUGAAUUAGAUCGUACUGCGUGUGAUUGUCAAGAAGCUCUCACUGUGUCAUCCAUUGUAUUGAAUGAUUUAAAUGAUCGUUUAGAUAAUAAAUUUGAAUGUUAUAAAGAUCAACGAAAGUUAUUAUGGUGUGGUUAUCUAAAAAAACAAUCACCUAGAACAAAUCGUGACAUUGCUCAACGUUAUGUUAUCUUAUUUUCUGAUUGUAUGCUUGUCUGUAAUGAGUUAUCAUCGAAAAAACUGGAAAUAAAAAAAGAAUUAUCCAUAAAAAAUAUGACAGUGGAUGAGGUUCAUUCAACAGACAGCAAUAAUAGUAAUACAUCGUUGAACAUGACUGUAUCAGCAUCCUUAUCUUCAUUAACGGAAUUACAACAACAGCAACAACAGCAAAAAUGUCGAUUUCGUAUUAAUGCCAUUGAAAAAGCGUAUGAAUUUAUAGCUGAUGAUGAAAAAGAUAAGCAAAUAUGGAUCAAAAAAAUUGAACAGGCUAUCGACGAGUAUAGUAAACGAGUUACCCAUAUUAUUCCAAGAAAACCUUAUUCGACCGAAACAAUGUCUACUUCUUCUACUUUGCUUGGUUUUCGGGCACCGAUUUGGGUGAAUGAUGUGGAUGUUUCUCGAUGUCAAAUAUGUAAUACAAAAUUUCCACAAAUUAAUAUUGUACGAAUUAGUUUGUCAAAUAAACAUCAUUGUCGUGCAUGUGGAAAAGCCGUUUGUUCAUCGUGUUCGUCUAAAAAAUGUUUACUCGAUUAUAAUAAAGCUAUGGGCGAAAGUCGUGUAUGUGAUGCUUGUUAUAAUGAACUUACAGCAGUAACAAAACAGUCGCCAAUCAUAACAUCGUCACCACGACCUCGUGUGCAAUUAGUGAAUGUUACACGUGAUCCGGAUCAAACA